This is a messenger RNA of Brassicogethes aeneus, 1056 nucleotides long. NCBI's taxonomy places the organism in Eukaryota, Metazoa, Arthropoda, Insecta, Coleoptera, Nitidulidae. The record is from the annotation of a GenBank genome assembly.
CUCGUAGCUAGAUGUCGCUGAUGGUUUGACGUUUGUCAUUCAACUUUGUCAGCUGACUUGUCCCGUGAAGUUUCUGCAAAAAUAAAACGAAAAUAUGUCUUCGAAAGAUAGGCUGCCAAUUUUCCCUUCCAGAGGAGCCCAAAUGUUGAUGAAGGCGAGGCUUAAGGGGGCCCAAAAGGGGCACAGUCUGUUAAAAAAGAAGGCUGACGCUUUGCAGAUGAGAUUCCGUAUGAUUUUGAGCAAAAUCAUAGAGACUAAAACCCUUAUGGGAGAAGUAAUGAAAGAGGCUUCUUUCUCACUUGCCGAAGCUAAAUUUGCCACUGGUGAUUUUAAUCAGGUCGUGUUGCAGAACGUCACCAAGGCUUGGCUUAAAAUCAAGACCAAGAAAGACAAUGUUGCUGGUGUGACUUUGCCGGUAUUUGAGUGGUAUGAGGACGGUACAGAUCCCAACAUGUUGGCUGGUCUUUCCAGGGGUGGCCAGCAGUUGACAAAAUUGAAGAAAAACUAUCAAAGCGCUGUAAAAUUACUCGUUGAGUUGGCUUCCCUCCAAACUUCUUUCGUCACUCUUGACGAUGUCAUCAAAAUCACCAACAGAAGAGUAAACGCUAUCGAGCACGUAAUUAUUCCGAGAAUUGAACGCACUUUGGCUUACAUUAUCUCCGAAUUGGACGAGCUGGAAAGAGAAGAGUUCUAUAGAUUGAAGAAAAUCCAAGACAAAAAAAAGAUUAUCAAAGCUAAAGCUGAAAAAAUUAAGGCAGAGCUUAAAGCUGCAGGUCUUCUAGCUGAAGCUCAAGGGAGUGGGAACAAUAUGCUUGAUGAAGGUGAUGAAGAUAUUCUUUUUUAAUUGUAUACAUUUUACAAAAACGCCACUUGUACAUUCUUUAUCAUUUUUAAAUGUUUGUUGAAUUUUGAAAAAAAAGUAUUCAUAGAUUAGGGUUAAGGCAAUACUUUUAAAGUUGCUAUUAUCAAAACAAUAAUUGUAGGCUUAAGAUACAAAACUUCUAGUGUUUACUCUACAUGUAUAUAUUUUAUGUAAAAAUAAAAUGUUACUUAAUA